Messenger RNA from Poecilia latipinna (sailfin molly), 1031 nucleotides. It is a transcript of the gene dnajc8, whose product is annotated as DnaJ (Hsp40) homolog, subfamily C, member 8. The coding region runs from base 40 to 792 and encodes 250 amino acids. The record is from RefSeq and is a predicted model, not a curated record. Lineage: Eukaryota; Metazoa; Chordata; Actinopteri; Cyprinodontiformes; Poeciliidae. Gene Ontology annotation, cellular component: nucleus. The transcript has 9 exons.
UCACGUGACCCAGUACGUCACAUGUAAACCUGAGCGAAAAUGGCGGCCGCUGGAGGAGAAUCUUCCUCUCAGAGUGUGUCGGAUGAAUUAUUUCAAAACUUUUAUACCGAGGUGAAGCAGAUUGAGAAGAGGGACUCUGUGUUAACGUCUAAGCAGCAGAUUGACAGGUUGCUAAGACCUGGAUCAUCGUACUUCAACCUCAACCCCUUUGAGGUAUUGCAGAUUGAUCCAGAAGCAACAGACGAAGAGCUGAAGAAAAGAUUUAGGGCGUUAUCCAUUUUGGUCCAUCCAGACAAAAAUCAGGAUGACCCAGAGAGAGCACAGAAAGCCUUUGAAGUUGUGGACAAAUCAUACAAACUCUUACUGGAUCCUGAACAGAAAAAGCGAGCAGUUGAUGUGAUCCAAGCAGGAAAAGAAUAUGUGGAGCAUAUGGUAAAGCAGAAAAAGAAGCAACUAAAGAAAGAUGGCAAACCGCAGGAUGUGGAGGAGGACGACCCUGACAUGUUUAGACAAGCUGUGUACAAACAAACCAUGAAGCUGUUUGCUGAGCUUGAAAUAAAAAGGAAGGAAAGGGAAGCGAAGGAAAUGCAUGAAAGGAAAAGGGCAAGAGAAGAAGAAAUUGAGGCAGCGGAAAAGGCAAAGCGGGAAAGAGAAUGGCAGAAGAAUUUUGAGGAAUCACGAGACGGACGCGUGGACAGCUGGAGGACCUUCCAAACCAAAGGAAAAAGCAAAGAGAAAAAGAACAGGUCCUUCCUCAAACCCCCAAAAGUUAAGAUGGAGCAGAGGGAAUGAUGCUGGAAAACUGUCAAAAUAAAGUCAUGUUCUGUGAAUCCCCACCUUGUCUGCAGUCAGCACAGCUGCAAUCUGAUGCAUCACAUGACAGGCUCCUUAUCCCAACAAAUGUAGUUUUGUACUUCAUUUUCUAUUGUACAUACUUGUGAUUAGAGUUAGACAAUGCAUCUUCCAUUAAUGUAACUCAAACAAAAAUGUCUUGUUUUUCGAACCCUAAUAAAGCUCGAUCUUCAGUCUAC